Paramecium sonneborni is the source of this 487-nucleotide messenger RNA. Lineage: Eukaryota; Ciliophora; Oligohymenophorea; Peniculida; Parameciidae. The record is from the annotation of a GenBank genome assembly.
AUUGAAAUGAGUAAAAGUUCAUUUGUUGACUUAAACGAAUCUGAAAAAAGCGAUAAAAGUCUAUUUACUUCAUCAGAGUAUAAAGUUGAAUUAAGAAAAUUAAGGGGAAGUUAAGCAGCCAUUGCUGAUGCUAAACGUUAUCAUAAGAUUCCUUUAAAAACGUAAAUUAUGUUAUUUUAGAUGGUCUUUGUAAACGGAAAGCGAAUAAAAUAAGUACCAGAAUUUAUAUAAUAUUUAGGUUGCCAAGUCAUUGGGCAUGAAUUACUCAAGUGCAAAAUCAUUGAUACAUUAUUAUAAAAAUAAUAAAAGACCUAUUCCCACAGCUAUUUCAAAUAUUUUAAACUAAAAAAAGCUUUGUGGAAUCAGAAAGACAAGAAAUGGAAAUGAAAAUAUGUUUGUUCUAGUUCAAGUUCAUAAAAACACUAUUAAGAAAUACAAUUUUUAUUAAUUACUAAAAAUGCCAUAAAAAAAUCUCUAAAAUGAUUGA